Molecule: messenger RNA, 2247 nt
Organism: Toxorhynchites rutilus septentrionalis
Lineage: Eukaryota; Metazoa; Arthropoda; Insecta; Diptera; Culicidae
Exons: 3
Coding region: 1-2247 (748 amino acids)
Molecular function (GO): nucleic acid binding
Source: RefSeq, a predicted model, not a curated record
AUGUUCAGGCAAGUGUGGACGCACCCAGACGAUCGAAAAUUUUUGAAGAUCGUUUGGAGGUCGAGCUCUACGCUGCCACUGAAGCUGUACCAAUCGAAGACCGUAACAUAUGGACUCGCAUGUUCACCAUACCAAGCAGCACGUGUAUUGAACAAGCUCGCUGAGGACGAAGGAGAUCGAUAUCCACUUGCUGCACUCGUAGUCAAGAAACGAUUUUACGUCGACGAUGUCCUGGCAGGAGGAGAUAAUAUCGAAGAAGUUGCUGAGACCUGUCGUCAAUUACAGGAUCUUCUUGCUCAAGGACGGUUCACUCUUCGAAAAUGGUGUGCCAACGAUCCGAGUGUGUUGCAGCACAUUCCCCAAGAAUUUUGGGGGACUUCUCCCCAAUUGAAAUUGGCCGCAGUGCCUUCUCUUCAGAAGCUCGAUGUUAUCACCAAGCGUACUGUAGUGUCCGAAAUGUCGAGGUUGUUCGACCCUCUUGGCCUUUUGGGGCCAGUCGUAAUCAGUGCCAGAAUGUUCGUGCAAGGAUUGUGGGCGAAACGGCUGGAUUGGGAUGAACAAUUACAAGCGCAUGAAAAUCAGUGGUGGCAAGCUUUCCGUGAUGAAUUGGAACAACUAAAACAGAUCACCGGACCAAGCGACAUCGAGCAGGAGAAACGUACAAUUGUCGUGUUAGCAGCAGUGGAAAUUGAUGAUUCCAUCUUCGAGUUGGGAAAGCUGUUGAAGAUCGUCGCUGUUUGUAUAAGAUUCAGUAAUAACUGCCGACGUGCGAAAGCAGAACGAUGUUCCGGCAGUAUAACUCCAGCAGAAGUAGACACAGCGUUGAAGUCAAUGGUGCGAUUGGCUCAGGCGAUCUCCUUUUCAAAAGAAAUUCAUCAACUUAAACGCAACAAACUCGACACAUCUCACCCAAUUGAAUUUGAUGCCAAAUCACCUCUAAGAAAUUUGAACUUAUUUCUCGAUAAUUAUGAUAUUUUACGCAUUAACGGACGAUUGAGUAAUACUGCUGGUCCAUAUGAUUCUAAGUAUACACUGAUUUUGCAAGCAAAUCACCGUUUGAGUUUUUUGAUCGCACAUUCUCUACACUUGAGGACGGCGCAUUCCGGUCCAUCUUUAUUAUUGGCGACAAUGCGCCAGAGAUUCUGGCCUCUGCGAGGUAGAGACUUGGUUCGGAAGGUGGUUCGUAAUUGCAUCACCUGUUUUCGUUGUCGACCCACCGAGUGCCACCAGCAAAUGGCACCACUACCAGCAGCCAGAGUAAUCCCAUCGCGAGUAUUUUCGAAAACAGGACUUGACUACUGCGGGCCAUUCAAUGUUCGUCCGCUGUAUGGAAGGGGGGCGAGCAUAAAAAUGUACGUGGCGGUUUUCGUAUGCCUGGCGGUUAAAGCGGUACAUUUCGAGAUCGUUCCCGACCUCACGACGGCCGCGUGUAUCAAUGCGAUCAAACGGUUCGUAGCUCGACGCGGGCGGUUAAUCGAGCUACAUUGUGAUAACGCGACAGCUUUCGUCGGAGCUGAUCGCGAAUUAGCUACAUUACGUCGGCAGUACCUCGACCAGUUCAAGUCGAAUGAAUGGAAGAAUUAUUGGGUCGAUUCUGGGAUAAGCUUCUUCUUCAUUCCGGCUCGUUCCCCGCACUUCGGGGGUUUGUGGGAAGCCGGAGUGAAAUCAUUUAAAUUUCACUUUCGUCGUAUUUUUGGUGGACAUUCUUACACUUUGAACGAAUUUUCCACGGCAACUAUCCAUAUUGAAGGCAUCCUGAACUACCGGCCUCUCACACCCCUAACGGACCACCCAGAUGACCUUGCUAUUUUGACGCCCGGUCAUUUUUUAAUUGGAGAACCAAUGUUUUCGAUUCCCGAACCUGAUGUCAUUAAUAUAAACACGAAUCGACUUUCUCGUUUACAGACAAGGCGACGCUCUGUACAGGAUUUCUGGAAUCGGUGGUCCAGAGACUACGUCACCCAGCUCCAUCAACGCUCAAAGUGGAAAAGGGCAACCACGAACAUUCAGGUGGGAGCCUUAGUCUUGCUGAAGCAGAGUAAUCUUCCUCCAUUCUUGUGGAAUCUUGGCAGAAUCGUGGAAACGUACGCCGGCCAAGACGGACUAGUUAGAGUGGUUCUAGUGCGGACGAGCCAUGGACACUACAAACGAGCUGUGACGAAGAUCAGUGUACUACCAAUAGAUGCCACGGAUGCUGCUAAUACUGAAGAUCAACAACCAACAGAUGAGCAACUACCAAAACAGUAA